This is a messenger RNA of Bactrocera oleae (olive fruit fly), 2350 nucleotides long. NCBI's taxonomy places the organism in Eukaryota, Metazoa, Arthropoda, Insecta, Diptera, Tephritidae. The record is from RefSeq and is a predicted model, not a curated record.
UUCUUCAUUAGGCAAUGGUAAAUUCGUGAUAAGUUUUAUAGAGUGCAUCUAUUCGUUUCGGCGUCUCACUAUUUAUGGUCGUUAAGUCGUUAAGGUCAUAAUUAUUUGAAUCGUUUAGCUAUCGGUUAGAUACUGCGGUAGUUUAUGAGGAUUCACACUAUCUUAGGAAGUUGUUAGCUGCUCAUUAACUGUAGUAUAUCAUAAGUGAUGGCUUUAGACGAACGUUUAAUUUUGCAUGGGUUGCAAUAAGAGCGAUAUCACAGGUGAAUAGGUGUACAAGUGUAUUGCUGCGAGCUUAAGUACAUAGACAAACAUAUACAGCAACUUUCAUUCUUAGUUAAUCUUUUUCAUAUCACCGACUUCAACUGAUCAUAGGUGGUAUGAAAAUUAGACCGUAAAUUGGAGCUACGUCUAAAGACAGCACCGCACAGUUAGCUGACAGCUCGCUGAGUGCAGAUGGUAGCACAUUAGAAAUAUAUAAGCAAAUUUUGCAAACGCACAGUAAGAAUAAGUUAACUGAACGAAAACGAGAAAUGAAGCAAACUCUUAGCUGAGCACUGAAAUUUGAAAUUCCUGCUAAAACUCAGCGAGUUGUGGAAUAGCGUUGAAAGCAGUGAACAAUUUUGAAUUUUGCUUCGAUCUUUAUUGGGCAAGUAAGAAGAAAGUAACUCGGUGCCGAACGAUGACGGAAGGAAAUCAAUCGAAAUACCAGUACUUGGCUGGAAUAAGUGCAAAUAUUAUGACGAUAUCAUAUGGCGGGUUCAGUGGCUGGCCAUCUGCCAGCUUCUUGGAACUGCAAUCCAAGGAUAGUCCGCUCGAGACUGGGCCUAUGUCGAGUUCGGACGUUGGUUGGGUGGGUUCAAUAAUUUGCGUCGGAGGUGUUCUAGGUACGAUAUUUUACUCCUGGUUUGCCGAUAGCUAUGGGCGCAAAAAGUGCAUGCUGUUGGUGGCGCUACCCUCAUUGAUCGGUUGGUGGAUUAUACCCUUUGCUACCACACCAACUCAUCUUUGCAUUGCACGUGUCUUCGGUGGUUUUGCUGGAGGUGGCAUAUUUACUGUUCUACCCAUCUAUACUGCCGAAUUGGCGCAGGAUCAUGUUCGCGGUAUUUUGGGGACAGUGCUUGUGUUAACAUUUAACUUCGGCAUACUCUGUGCAUUCGUUUUGGGCAACUUUUUUACCUAUGAUAAGGUGGCUUGGAUCCUUUCAUCGCUGAGCGUUGUGUUUCUGCUAUGCUUUCCUUUUUUGAAAGAAACUCCUCAACACCUUUUAAAUAAAAAUAAAAUCAAGAAAGCUGAGAAAUCAUUGAAAUACUUUCGUAAUAUACGAGCACUGUCACACGAGUGGCCCGAAGACUUCAAAUUUGAGUUUGAAAAACUGAAGGCAGAUGUUAAACAGAGCGACGACAACGGCGAAAAUAAUUCGAUAACCUGGAAAGAUAUAAAUAAUCCAACAACACGUAAAGCAUUCUUGAUUGGUAUCGGCAUUAUGACUCUGAUGUCAUUUUCUGGUUGUUUUGCUAUGCUUAACUAUGCUGCCAACAUUUUUAAAGAGUCUGGCUCAAGUCUUUCGCCCACAUUGUCUGCAAUAAUCGUAGGCGGACUUCAAUGGAUCGGUUCCUAUAUGUCAACGCUUUUGGUGGAACGCGCUGGUAGGAAGUCUUUAAUGCUAAUUUCAACCACUGGCGUUGCCUUGGGUCACAUUAUAUUCGGUGUGUACUCUUAUCUCAAUGUGCUCGGCUAUGAUGUUCGUGGGUUCUCUUGGUUGUCAACCUUUAGCUUCUCAUUUACAAUAUUCAUAUCGAGCUUGGGCUUGUUAGGGCUACCCUACUUGAUUAUAGCGGAAAUAAUGCCACCGAAACUGCGCAGCAUUGGCUCCAUGAUCUGCAUGAUUCAGCUGUGGAUUACCACUUUAAUUGUACUAAAGUGUUUACCGUUAAUGAUCGAAGUGAUGGGAAUGCACGGUAUGGUCUUUGUAUUUGCCGGUAUAAGCAUUGUUGGCAUCAUAUGCGUCUAUCUGUUUAUACCCGAAACCAAAGGCAAAACCAUCGAGGAAAUCCUGGAGAGUUUAUAGUAUUAAUGCGAUGAGGAAGAGUAACGCUACAGUAGUAGUAUUGUUUAUUUGUUAUUAAUUGAUGUUCCUAAGUUGUUGUUAUUUGAACAAAAUUAUAUGUGGGCGUGGUUUGUCAAGUAUUUGAGACCAUAUUUAUCUAAGGCAUUAUAGAAAUGUCACUCAAAUGGACUGCGAUAUAAACUAGUGUAAAUUGGGAGAUUAUUUGUUUUUGUCAUACAAUGUAUAUAUUUCAAUAUACGAUAAUAGACUGGGGUUUGACUAAGCCCUUGAUGGUAUAAA